This is a messenger RNA of Dendronephthya gigantea, 2458 nucleotides long. Its product is annotated as plastin-2-like. The transcript is spliced from 5 exons. Bases 172 to 2304 code for a protein of 710 amino acids. Gene Ontology annotation, molecular function: actin filament binding. Gene Ontology annotation, biological process: actin filament network formation; actin filament bundle assembly. Lineage: Eukaryota; Metazoa; Cnidaria; Anthozoa; Malacalcyonacea; Nephtheidae. The record is from RefSeq and is a predicted model, not a curated record. Gene Ontology annotation, cellular component: actin filament bundle; actin filament; cytoplasm.
UUUUUUAACUGAUCUGAGAUCAUGACGUCAUGAGGUGCCUCUGAUUGAGAGAUCUAGAGUUAUCAUGCGCCUGGAGUCAUUUAUCCUCGUUAUUCCUCCUACUAAGAGUAUGGAGGGCACUGAUUUAAAUGAAAUGAAGGAAAUGAUCAUUUUGUCGAUUCUGGCUUCUUAAUGUGGAUCAGCACUACAGUGGCAUCCUACCAUCGUGAGGGCUUUUUUACUGUUUUAAAUUGUAUUUUGCUGAAAAAGAUGAAUCCAUUCGUUAUUGCACUUUUUAACACCGCUAACUUUACAAUAUGCACUCCCCCCACUGAUAUUCUCAGUUUCAGGAAUGAAAGCGCACCUCAAUGUCAUAUAGAAACUAUUGCGUCAAGUAAUCAAUCAUUGCAUGAGACAGUGACGUCAUCAAUCAAGAACAACCACCACCAGCAAGAUCCAGUGACGAGCGUUAUGGCAGAACUAAAGCAAAAGGUAUCAUUUGAAGAGAUUGCUGAAUUCCGCGCAAAGUUCAAUAAAUAUGCUUUGCCUGAUUCAGAGAAAAUAAACAUCGAAAAUUUUGACGAGCUGAUUAAGGAAUGCGAUGAACAAAUACCGCAAUUUAAGUUACGAAAAGUAGUCUGCGAUCGUAGAGCCGCAGGGAAAAGUGACAAGUUGGAAUUUGAAGAGUUUCUUGAUAUCUUCAGUAAAUUAAGCACCAAGGCAGUUGGCGCAAGUUUCAAGCAAACAAUUGAGAAACGAGAAAACCUUAAUACUGUCUCCACAUCAGCAGCAUCUGCGCAAGGCACGAAGCAUUCUUUCCUUGACGCAGAAAAAGAGAUGUUUUCUUCAUGGAUAAACACUUGCUUGCGAGAUGAUAAAUCAUUGAAAGAUCACCUACCAAUCGACGCUAAAAAACCCGAUUCAGUUUUCGUUGCCUUGAAAGAUGGUAUUGUACUUUGCAAACUUAUCAACUGGGCAGUUGCAAAUACAAUUGAUGAACGAGUGAUGAACACUAAGAAAUUGACAGUUUAUACGAUCCAUGAAAAUCAAACUUUGGUUCUUAACUCCGCCCUGGCAAUUGGAUGCAACAUCAUAAACAUUGGGGCAGAAGAUCUGAUUGAUGGUAAACCACAUCUUGUCCUGGGUUUACUCUGGCAAAUUAUAAGGAUUGGUCUCUUCAACAGGAUUAACAUCAAACACUGCCCUGGUAUCUCUGCAUUAUUGGAAGGGGACGAGAGUAUUUCUGAUAUCACCAAACUUUCGCCAGAGGAUAUUGUUUUGCGCUGGGUGAAUUUCCAUAUGCGUGAGACUGGAUAUAUGAGAAACGUUAAGAAUUUCUCAGAAGAUAUCAAGGAUUCUGAAGUCUAUAGUGUCCUCAUGAAGAAGAUUGCCCCACCAACAGUACCCUUGGAUGAGCCCCAUAUAACGGAAUCAGACUUAGUCAAGAGGGCUGAGAAAGUAUUGGAAAACGCCAAGAAACUAGAUUGUGAUUCUUUUGUUCGUCCAAGCGACAUCGUUGAAGGAAAUCCCAAGUUAAACCUCGCUUUCAUGUGUCACCUCUUCAACUCUCAUCCAUCUUUGGAGUUUGACGAAAGUGAAGUUAUUGAUAUUGAAGAGACAAGAGAAGAGAAAACGUUACGAAACUGGAUCAAUAGUCUUGGAGUCAAGCCGCAAGUUCACCAUCUUUUUUCUGAUUUGGCUGAUGGUAUUGCUUUGGCUCAGCUAUUUGAACAGAUCAAACCAGGAGUUGUAAAAUGGAAAUCCAUAACUAUGCCACCGUUUCCGAAACUAUCGGGCAAAAUGAAAAAAUUAGAAAACUGCAACUACGUUGUCACGGUCGCAGAUGAACUGAAACUAUCCGUCGUCGGGAUUGGCGGUCAGGAUAUUUAUGAAGGAAGCAAGAAAUUAAUUCUUGGUCUCGUCAGUCAGGCAAUGCAUUUUUACACCUUGUCCCUGUUGCAGACUAUUGCUGGAUCUGAUAAACCAGUCAAGGAUGAACAGAUUAUCAACUGGGUCAAUGAAAAACUUCAACAACGCGAUAAAGCAUCAAAGGUUGCCAAUUUCAAGGAUCCUACGAUUGGUUCUUCACAAGCGAUAAUUGACCUCAUCGACAGCAUUAAACCCAAGUCAGUGUACUAUCCGGCAGUGCAAACGACGGACACCGACGAAGCGAAAUUUUCCAACGCAAAGUUUGCUAUCUCGAUGGCUCGGAAAGUUGGUGCCCGCAUUUAUGCUCUGCCCGAAGAUAUUGUGGAGGUCAACCCAAAAAUGGUAAUGACGAUCUUCGCCUGUCUCAUGGCAAGCGGACUGAAAUGUGAAUCUUGACAUGCAUGGUAUUACAAAGUAUCCAAAAAUCGCAAUUACUUCAGUACUUAAAAUGACGAUUAUAAUGCAUAAGUACUGGGAAUAUAAGUAUUCUUCAUGUUCAUUAUUAUACGUAUUCAUGCAGGUGCUAUAUACUAGUAAUUGUAAUCGAGAU